AGGCUAAUUGCCUCCAGACAAAAGCAGGCCUACUAUUACAACCUCAAAGGAAAAGCACUGCCUGAACUACAACCUGGUCAGAUUGUCAGGAUGAAGAAACCAAAUGAAAAGACCUGGACUGAAGCUGUUUGCAAGAAAAUGAUUGGACCACGAUCCUACACUGUUGUUUCUGGUAACCGCACAUAUCGUAGAAAUCGUAGACAAUUACGUUUGGUUCCAACCACCGAUCAAGCAAUGUGCAGUCCUGUGAGCAGUAAGCAGUCACGUCCUACAGAUGAUAGUCAGGUCCUCACCUAGUGUGCAUCACCCACUAAGAAUUCUGAAGGACCCAAACCUGUUUCAGCUGAUUCAAGCACAACAGCUCUUCCUGCUGAUUUGGCAUUCAGUUCGGCCAUCACAAGGAGUGGCCGCACUGUAAGGCCUCCAGUCCGUUUCCAAGAUUACAUGACUUGA
This is a messenger RNA of Porites lobata, 453 nucleotides long. NCBI's taxonomy places the organism in Eukaryota, Metazoa, Cnidaria, Anthozoa, Scleractinia, Poritidae. The record is from the annotation of a GenBank genome assembly.